Messenger RNA from Candoia aspera, 11933 nucleotides. RefSeq names its product A-kinase anchoring protein 12 (gene AKAP12). Gene Ontology annotation, cellular component: cytoplasm. The coding region runs from base 221 to 7591 and encodes 2456 amino acids. The record is from RefSeq and is a predicted model, not a curated record. Gene Ontology annotation, molecular function: protein kinase A binding; calmodulin binding. Gene Ontology annotation, biological process: signal transduction; regulation of protein kinase C signaling. Lineage: Eukaryota; Metazoa; Chordata; Lepidosauria; Squamata; Candoiidae. The transcript has 4 exons.
GCUUUUUUUUUUAAAGGAGUUUGCAGAAACCUCUUGGGUUGGUUCAGUCGCAGCCUGAGCGCUUUCCCGAGCAGCAGAAGUUGAGGAGCAGGAGAGCGCAGCUGCCUGGACAGCUUUAUUAUUGCUAUCAUAUAUUCAUCUUUCUUGGGCGGGAAGCUUCGCGUCUCUGGGCCAGAAACGGAGCUGUGAAAAAGCCGCCCGCCACACAUCGGAGACAGCCAUGGGGGCGGGUAGCUCUACGGAACAGCGGAGCCCGCAGGAUGGGACCACUGCAGCGGAAGAGUCCCAGCCCGGGAGCCCCGAAGGGCAGACACCGGCGGCGGCGGCCGAGGCUGAGCAGCCGGAGGACCCCUCCAAGCUUUUACAUAAAAAUGGACAGAUAUCCAGCAUUAAUGGAAUUACAGAAGAGCAAGUGGAGCUCAGCCACAAACCAGAAGAGCUGAAAGAACAGCAGGCAGAAGUCCUUGCAGCAGAUGUUGGUCAAGGAGAAGCUGCAGAUGUGAUUCUGAAAGAGGGGUCUACCGAAAAUAUGGAGACCAGCCUACCAGAAUUAAGUGACAAAUCAAAUGAAGAUGAUGAACAGAAAGACACAGAAGGUGCUGAUAAACAGUUGCCCUCAGAAGAAAAUGAAGAGCAGCCUGGUGAAUCUCCAUCAAAUGAUGUUGGAUUUAAAAAAGUUUUUAAAUUAGUUGGAUUCAAAUUUACAGUUAAAAAAGAUAAAACAGAGAAAAUGGAACCUGUGCAGCUGUUGAAUGUAAAAGCAGAAGUCACAGAAGGGUCAUCUGAUGGUGCUGGAGACUGUAAAGAACUCAAGACAGAGACAGUGGAAGAAGCCACACAAAGUGAAAUAACUGACUUUGUGGAGAAGACUGAGGAAGAAACUCAGACUGAGGAGGUGAAAGAAGAAACCUUCUCCGAGGAAGUAACAGAAAGCCCUGUUGAAGCAGAAAGCAAAGAGGCUGAAAUUAAAGACAAUGGGAAUAAGUCUCCAGAGUCUCCAGUAAGCCCAUUAACCAGUGAAACUGCAUCACCCCUAAGAAAGUUUUUUACUCAGGGUUGGGCUGGGUUUAGAAAAAGGACAAGCUUCAGAAAACCUAAAGAAGAAGAACUUCAAACUGAGAAAGAAAAACAAGAGCAAAAAACAGAAAAGGAAGUGACAACAGAAGGAAUAGCUAUUAAAGAAGAAUUAGAAGAAGAAAAACUCUCACCAGAAAAAGAUAGGACAGAAGUUUCUUUAGAAGCCAGUGAUGAGAAAAUGGAAAGUGAGAAAGAGAAAAAAGAAGAAACAAAAAUGGUAGAAGUCUCAACAGAAACCAACCUGAAAGAAGCUGCUACUCCCAGUGAACAACCAUCAACAGAAGAAGUAGCUGAAAAUAUAGAUAAAGAAGUUGGUAUAAACUUGAAAGGGGAGACUGACCUGGAGUUAGAGGAAAAAUUGGAACCAGUGCAAGAGAGUCCUGUAGGCUUAGAGCAAAGUACUGCUGCAUCAUCUGAAGGAAAAACAGAACUGGGAGCUCCUUUGUUAAAUGAAGUAUUUGAAGAAAAGAUAAGCCAAUCUGAUUCAUUGUCUCCAAUCACAAUAGAAAAGCCUGAGGAACCUUUUGAAAAAAUAGAAGAGGCUCUAAAGGCUCCUCUGGCCACAGAAAUUUUUGAUGAGAAACCGACAGAGAUAAAUAUUGAUGUUAGAACUGUUGUGGCAGAAGAAGAAGUGAAAAUAACUAAAAAAGAGCAACUAGUUCUUGAACAAUUAGUGAAAACAAAUGAUGACUUUCAGAAAGAGCAACCCACUGUUGAACAGUUAAAAGUCACAGAAACGGUUCCUGAAAUAGCAAAGGAGCACUUCAGGCAAACAGAUCCAAGCAAUUUUGAUGCAGCGACACACAAAGCUCCAGAAGGCAUAACAAGUGAGGUAGAACUGGUGUCAUCUCAAGAAAAAGCCAAGAUGCAAGGCAGCCCUUUAAAAAAGCUUUUCACAGGUACUGGCUUAAAGAAAUUGUCGGGAAAGAAACAUAAAGGAAAGAAAGAAGAAGCUAGACUAGGGGAAGCAGCAGAACAAAUACAGCAGUUGUCUGAUUCUGCAGAAAGCCCAGAUGACCCAAGGGCAGAAAGCUCUGCUUCUUCCCCUGAAGAAAUAACAGAAUCUGUAGAAAAGGCCUCAGAUGCUGCCCAGAUUCCUGAAGCUGAAGAAGGAUCUUCUUCAGAUGUAGAGAAGAAAAGAGAAAGUGUUACACCUUGGGCAUCGUUUAAAAAAAUGGUAACUCCUAAGAAACGGGUCAGGAGACUUUCUGAAAGUGACAGAGAAGAAGAACUUGAUAAGACAAAGAGUGCUACUUUGUCUUCAACUGAAAGUGCACCUAAUGAUGAACAGGAAGAUAUUAAAGACAAUGAUGAGGAACAAAAAAUAGAAAAAAGUGCAGAUGAGCCCAAGAGAAAAGUUGAUACUUCUGUAUCAUGGGAAGCUUUAAUCUGUGUAGGCUCAUCAAAGAAAAGAACUAGAAAAUCUUCAUCUUCUGAUGAAGAAGUAGGACAAAGGCUUGCUCAGGAUGGGCAAAAAUUAGAUGAAGUUGCACCAAAUAAAGAAGCAGUACAUGACACUAUCUUUACUAACUCACAUGAAAGUGAUCAAGGACAAGGAAAUUCUUCACCAGAACAAGUAGGAAGCCCAUCUGAAACAGAGGGUAUUUCAACAUGGGAAUCUUUUAAAAGACUAGUAACUCCAAGAAGAAAAUCUAAAACAAAGAUGGAAGAGAAAAAUGAUGAACCCACCACAAUUCCAAGUUUAGAACAUGCUACCUUAGAUGGGGAUACUGCAAAAGAAGAAUCCUGGGUUUCAUUUAAAAAAUUAAUACCUGGUCGUAGGAAGAAAAAGUCUGAUGGAAUACCAGAACAUGCUCCUGUGCAAGAAGCUGGAGAAGAAAUGACAGGAACAAAUGAGGAGGACUCUGAUGUCCCAGCUGUAGUUCCUUUAUCAGAGUAUGAAGCUGCUGAACAAGAGAAAUUUGAAGCUCAAAAAACAGAGCAAGAUGAUAUGGCUAAGAAAAUCUCAAGUCAAAAUAUAGAAGAGUCACAAAGUACAUUAAUAAUUGAGCAGGCCAGUGAAGGAUUAGUUCAUGCCAUUGCUGUCUCAGUGGUAGAAGGUGAGAGAGCAGUUACAAGUAUUGAAGAAAGAUCACCAUCUUGGAUAUCAGCUGCUGUGACAGAGUCCAUUGAACAUGUGAACGAAGAUGAGAAAAAAUCUGAGGAGAUUUCUGGAACUGGAAUUGUUGAAGAAACAGUAGUGGUUACUAAACUUAUACCACAUAUGAGAAAGAAUAUUAGUGGUGAUACUAUAGUCAGUGAGCUGGAGUUAACCUCGGAAGCAGUUACAGCUCUAGAAGAAGCUUCAGGCAUUGAAGAAACAACUGAAAUAUCUUGUGCUGAAGAGACAACUGAAAUGGUUUCAGCAGUUUCAAGGCUAACUGAGUCCCCUGAUACUACAGAAAUAGCUACACCGGUGCAGGAGAUAGCAGAAAGUGAGCAAGACCUAGAAGAAUUAAAUAAAGAAACACAGGAAAUGUUGCAAGUAGUUGCUGAAAGAAUUAAAUUGUCUGAUGGAAAGGGGAUUAGUGAAAGUCUGACAGAAGUAACAGUUCAGCCAUUGUCAGCUGAGAAAAUUGGGCAUGAAAUUUCUGCCAUAUCUAAAGAAGUGGAAUUGCCAUUAAAUGAGGUUGUUCAAAUUAAUGAAGUUACACAAAGCUGUGAAGCUCAGAUUAAAGUUAAAGAAGAUGGUCUGAGGGAGGUGUUAAGAACGAGUAAUGGAAUGUUAGUAGAUGGGAAAGAAAAGUCAAAAGAGAUCACUAGCUUGGAGUGGGUUGAAAGUCAUCGGCCAAAGACUGAACAAGAAUCUGUAAAACAAUAUGAAGAAAUAAUUGGAGAACAGACAGUUGAAGAAAAAUCUGAUGAAGAAUUUGUCAUUGUCACAGUAACCCCUGAAGAGCAACCAGAAACAGAAGUUAGUGACACCUUUGGAAAGCAACAAAUGUUAUUAAAAGAAAUGGACAGUGAAGAGCACAAGAGUACAGGUACAAUAGAAUACAUCCUAAUGAAUUUAGAAGAAACUACUCAAAAUAAGGUUACAGAAUGUGUUCCAGAAGUGGAUGAAUUAGAACAGGUAACAUGUGAAGAGAAGUCUCAGUUACAUCAGAAACAGGAAGAAUUACAAAACAACUUAUAUAACUUAGAAUCACAGCCCUCAGAAAUAAUUUUAGUAAAAGUAAAUGAGGCUGCUGAGAACGAAGUAAAAGAUUUUAAUCUUUUAACAGAAUCACAGACUAAAUUAUUUCUUCCUGAGACAGCUACCCAGAACCAGCUCACUGAAGUUCCACCAAGUACUGUUAAAAAUGUGGCAUUUGGUACAGAAAAGGGAAGUACAGAGGAAACUGCAGUUGAGGCAUGCAUACAGAAUGAAGACUUUUGCACCUCUAUAAAAAAUGAGGCCCAUAUACAGAAGGUGGGACCUGAGGUUCAGCUUCAAAAAUUGGAGCCCAGGAUUUCUGAAAUAGAUGUGAAAACAGAACCUUUCUUACUGUAUGAAGAAACCCAGAUUCUUGCAGAGACUAUGGAAAAAGAGAUGUCCCCUCAAGUGUUGGAAAUAGAUGUCCACAAGCUAAAUGCAAAGGCUGAGGCCCAAGUAAUAACUGACCGUGUAGAGGAAACGGAAAUAAAGUCCCAGGUACAAAGUGGGGAAGCAGAGGUCCUGGUGGAGAAGGCAGAAUUAAAAGUAGACAUGGAAUUCUCUACAGAGAAAGCAAAAACAGAGUCUCCCACAGAAGAGGUGAUUAUUGAGGAUCACCUAAAAGAGGAAGAAGCACAACUCUCUGCAGAGGAGGCACCUACAAAGUUGGAAAGAGAAAUGUGUCAAGAGAAAAUCGACAUAAUGGUAGAUGUAGAGAAGAUUGAGAAAGUGGAAGUAAGGGUUCCUGAAGAGAUGGCAGAUGGAACGGCGUUUGUGGAAACUUCCACAGAACAGAUAGAUGCAAAGUUGGAAUCAGGGGCUCCUGUAGAAAAGGCAGAUACAAAAGUAGAUGAGAAAGCUUCCAAAAAGAAGAGAGAUGCACAUGUGGAAGCAGAUGUCCCUGUGGGGAAGACAAUAAUAGAGUCCCCACAGGAUCAGGCAGAUGCAAAAUUGAAUGGGGAGAGCUUUGAAAUGAAGGGGGAUAUAAAGUCCCAUGCAGAUAAUAUGGAUGCAGAGAUUGCGAAGAAUGAGAGUAAAGUACUCAGUUGUCUUCCAGCUGAUACAAAGCAGUUAACAGAGGGGACAGCAGCUGAAUCCACCACCGAAAAAACAGUAACUGAGCUCUUCACAGAGAAAGUAGUGGCUUCCAUUGAGAAGGUAGAAACAAAGGCUGGUAUGGAAGUCUUCGCAGAGAAGGUGGAUGAAAAAGCAAAUGUAGAUGUCCCUGCAGAACAGAUGGCUACGCAGAUCCCCAUAGAACAGUCGGAUGAAAUGAUGGUAACGGAAGCCAUUGCUAGGGAAUUAGAACCGAAGGAGACUUUGCAAAAUGUGAUGAGCGAGAUCAGGAUUCAGUCUGAGGUGGAAGAUUUUAGGGAUUGCUUAUCUAAAAUUUGUGAUGCUGUUGUUUCCAAUGAGCCUUCAAGGAGGGAAGAAAAAGAUGCUUUUUCUGCUGUAGAAAAACCAACGGCAGAGGCUGCACUUGAAAAACCUGAAAAGGAGCUACUUCACAUUUCAGCACCUGCACAGACUGCCAUGGAUGAAAUACAGAAAUAUGUCAGAGAUCCCAAUCUUACUUCUGCAUUACAAUGUACAGAAAGAAUUUCAGCAAAAGCCUCAGAAAUUGAAGAACUAAAAGCUGCCACGCUUGAGGAAUCAGAAUGUACUGAGGAAAGUGUGAUUGAGAGCCCCGUACAAAAGGAAUUAAUGGUACUUCCUUCAGUGACUGAGGCCAUAGACACUGGUGUGCCUGAAGGCCUUAUGCAGAAUGAAAAGGAAGAUACACUCAUUCAUUUGGAACCACAAUACAGUGAGACUAAGGGAGCUGCGGAGACUCCAGAAAAUGAGGAAGCUUUGAAUUCUGUUAAAAUUGAGUUGGGAAAUGGCAAGCUACCAACUGGAGGAGAAUCUGCAGGAACAGUAGAAGGGGAUCUCCUCAUCUCAGACUCUAGAUUUAUAGAAAGUGUUGUCUCAAAUGCUAUUUUGGAAACGAAAAGAGUGAGGGUGCUGACAGACUUAAAAUCAGAAGUCCAAGAGGCAGGUAUGAGUGAGAUCUCUGUAAAGACUGAAACAUAUCCUGAGGAAUUGCCUGUGGAAACAGUGCAGUCACCUUCAGAGUCUAAAGCAGCUUCAGAAAGCUGCCAGGGAACACUACAAUCAUCAGGGAAGGUUCAAAUAACGGAAAUAGACAAAGCAGUACAAAAACCUGAACUUGCUGCAGGCGGUGCACUUUAUGCAGCUCCUAUACAAGAGCCUUUCACUGAGCAACAGGAGGAUGCUGGCACUGAUAUUCAUGAUUUGCAAAGUUAUAUAUCUUCUGUAACCAUAACAGCUGCAGCAGUAGAAGAGCGCGUCCUUGCAGAACAUGUCACACUUACAGAAACAUCAACUGAAACCUUUCAGACUUUACUAGAAGAGCCAAAAGAGCCAGCGUCCAAAACAAUAGAGUUUAGAAGCUUUGCUCAUUCAGAAUCUGGAACUCUGUAUCCUGAUCCUGAUGCAGUGGCAUUUUCAGAGAAAAUAGAUUCAGUGAUAGAAGAAUCAGUUUUAUCAGCAGUGAGAUGCACCAAAGAGGGCUUACUCCAGAAGUGUGUAUUUGAUUCUACUCCGGAAAUGGAACUCCUGAAAUCUUUAUCUAUUGAAGAAAGUGAGCAAAAGGUGAUGACUCCAGAAAGAAGCCCCUCUACUGAAUUUCCAAAAGAUGUUCAGUUUGUAACAAUAGAGUCUCAGAGUUCAAAAAUUGUGCAGAAAAUAAUCCAAAAUGCAGUUGAUAAAUUGGAGCAAACAGAAGAGGCCAUUUCUCCUUUAAAGCAGAAGAGUGAACCAUGUCUAGUGGAUGUAAAUGAAUCUGGAAUUCAGAGAGAUGUACAAGUUGGUCAUCAGAUUUCUAUGGCAGAAGAGAAAAAUCAUGAAAUUCAGCCAACAUCUGUAAUUGCAGAGAAAAAAGAAGCCAUCAGAGUACCAAAAGAAAUGCCUUUAAGUUUUAAUGAAACUGAAAAUGGAGAAAAUUGGAGCUCCGGAAAGACAGAUGCUGAUCUUGAAACUGUGAAAGAGAUUGUAAAUGAAACAGAAAGGAAGAAUGGUGACUCAAAGUCUCAAUUAGAAGUGGAUACAGCUGUUUCAACAGAGACUCAAAAAAACAUGCUAGGAAGUAUUCUCUCAGGAGGUUCACCAGAAGAAUCUCUUGAAAUAGAACAAUCAACAGUAAAGGAUUUAGAAGUUGCGCUAAUAGUUGAAAACCAAGAAAAGUUAAUACCACAUCAGACUCACAGGAAGAGAAAAGAAGAUUGCAGCCAGUCAACAGAAUUUCCUGAGAUGCAGAAAGAAGAUUUCACAUCUUGUGAAAGUCCACAGCUUCAGACAAAACUUAGAGAAUCCUGAGGUUUCAUUUCUGUUGACAGCUGCUUCUUACAUUUGGAGGGACCAGUACCUGAAGAAGGUAACACAAGAGGAUGGAUUCUGCUUAAACAGGCUGAAGACCAAUGAUUUUGCAGUGAGAACACAUCCACGCUUUCAGAUGUUUUUCCGAGGACAAUCCUGAGCCACCAUCAGGAGCUUGAGCCACCUCCUUUAGUUUUGAUUGUGAACACUUUCUUUUACAAUAUUCUUUUACCUUUAUUUUUGUUGUUGAUAACAUAGAUUGGGGUGGGAUAGGGGAUGGGGGCAAGAAGUAUUUUUGUUGAAAUGAUGUCAGUCUCUUAAUCUGGAAAGGAAGUUGGCAUCUUCUGAGAUUCCCUUUCUACCAAUGCUUCCCAAACUGGAUUGCAAUUCUUUGUGUAUUUAUGUGUAUAUCUUCAAGCAAAGUCUGAUUUAAUGUAUAUUUCCUCUUCUUUAUAUGUGAAAAAAAAUGAAAGAAAAUGAUCUCAAUUGUUUGGACCAGGAGCUAUUACAAAUGACCCAUCACUGACCAUAGAUGGCUCCCAACAACUUGACAGUGGUUUCCCAUUUGCUUGGAGGAGUGUGAGAAUGACUGUUUUGAUAUAUUUGAUGUUGCUUUCAUAAAGGUCAUUGCCAAACAAUACAAUUUAUCUUGCUCUGUUAGUAAAUUGUAAAUCUAAUUCAUACUUCAUGAUGUUUCUAAAUAUGAUGCUCCUUGUGUUAUGUAUGUUGCAAACAUUUUGGCUACACUUGAAUGCAGAAUUAAGCAGGCUUUAAAAAGGAAAAUGAAUUGGAUCCAUCAUAAUUCUGCUGUUGGAAAGUUUGGAAAUCAUCUGAGUUGAUUCUUCCCUCUCUGUACUGUUCCUUAUAUUUGUUUCCCAGAGGAUUGGGAUAACUUGUCAGAGUAAUGGUGGCCUUGGUACUGAAAAUUGCAGGAGAAGGGAAAUCUCUUUCUCCAUAUAGUACCAGCAAAAGUGUUUUGAGCAGAACUUUGCUCAGGGAAUGUCCGCAAUAGCAGAAAAGAAGCUAGAUCCCAUCCAUUGUUCUUAACCUUGCCUAGGUUGGCAGUGGAUUGUGACUUUCAAGUUGGAGUGCAGUUUUAUUUUUGCUAGAAUCACUUGAGAGGAAGGUUAAUCUUUAAAACUCAAAGAAAUAAGUUACAACUUGAAAUUGUGCAUCUUGAAGUAUGAAUCAGUUUUUUAAAAAUCUGAUAUCACAACUGCAAGCAUUUUUUCCAGUUUUUAGCCCAUCAAGAGAAACAAUCGUCAAUUAAAAAAAUACUUGUUUUUGCAGCAAGCCCAUGUCGUAACAUGAAAAGAAAGAAAUACACGAGAGAUUAUGUCUUCUCUAUAGUUGUGUCCCCAGUUAGGAAAUGUGUUUCAUUUUGCUUAUAUACACUUAGUACACUGUGAUUUCUGAAAAGCGAUUUAAAUAAAGACUUGGCUUACAUUUAGGUUUCCACUCAUAUUCAGAAUAAAUGCAUUACAAGAAAAUUUAGGAAGCCUGGAGUAGAUACACUCAAUUUGUUCAAUGCAGUUAAUAGUACAAGAUCAUAAUAAGUUGUCCAUACAAAAUGGGCAGGCUUCAAUUCCUAAAUAACUGAAUAAGAAUUAAAACACUCAACUUAUUCAAGGUUUGAUCUUCUAGUCACUAAGCUUGUCUAGCCAGUCAAAUUAAAUUGUAUUUUGUAGUCUUCACAUCUAUCCAGCUGAGCUUUUACGAAGGCCCAGCAGGUUCAUUGUAUUAUAAUUUAUUUGAAAAUGAACCAAGCGAGCCAAAUAAAUACAUACGUGUAAGAGCUGCACAAUGAGUAAUAAAAUGGAAAGAUCAUUGAUGUGACUGCACCAUCUAGUGGUUGCUAUAUACAUUUUAUAGCUUUUGGCUAAUGUACAACUUUUAUUCAACCUAAAAUAUUGAAUGGCAACUGUUUCUUAAAAUUAAUCCUACAUUAUAUCAGGAAUAGCUUGGCUAUAAAAGGCAACUAUGAAAUGAUAAUAUGCAAUCCUAGGCAUGCAUUGUGACAUUGCAGUGGGCUGAUUUGUGCAAGUUAAAAGUGAAAGAUGUUAUGCCUUCUUUUUAAAAAAAAAGAAAAAAGAAAAAGCCACUUAAAGUAUGGUGACUAUAGUAUCUUAGAAUUUUUUUUAAAAAGGAGCAUACUGGAUCAGUCCAUGUCAGGAUGCAACCAAUUUCUUUUUAAAUUAUAAAUGGCUGUUUCUUUCAGCAUAUAUUUAGCUCAGCCUUUCUGUUUCAGUGAGUAUCUUCACUGAUACAGGGCCCAGUGGAAUCCAGGGGCCCAAAGAGCAGUCAGUCAUCUUGGUGUAAUGAAAUCCUUUGCACCUUUUUUGAGUUCUAAAUUUAUCAGUGAGGGAAGAACCAAGGCAUAGUAACUUCAUUUGCUGGCCCCAUCUCCUCAUCAGAAGCUAUUAAGUGGUGCCAAAGGCAAGAAGAGGCCGUAUCGGCAGUGAGUGGUUUCUCCCUGGCCAGAACGGCCUUCAUAGCCUGAACCUGCCAAAUAGUAUCCCUCUGGAAGUUCAAUUUGAUCUCUUUCUUCCUGCAUCUCUGUUGGAGUAAUGGAAAAGUCUGGUCUUUUCUCCAUCAUGCUGGCCUCGUCAAAAUGUUUAAAAAUUUGAUAGUCUGUUCAAGUAUCUUCCAACAAAAAGUAACUUCUUCAUCCCACCAUGUGUACACUUUUCUUCUCAAAUCUAAAAAAUGAAAGCGUGCAUAUGCUGCUAGUAUCAGAUGUUUAGGUAACGUGCUCUUCCUUUCUGAGACAUGACAGAGGAGCAUAAUGAAACAACCUCUUUGCUCCAGUUGAGUGAUAUUUCAUGAAGUUUAUUUUAUCUUUCAAAACCAAUGAAUAAGUCAGCCUAUAGCCUCUGUAGAGCAUUUUUCCCUGAAAGUUGAUGGUAUGUAUAGACAAAUGUAUCUCCUUCUGGACUUCUGCCUUGUCUUUACACAGUUCCUUAAUGUGAUAGAAUAAGUGAGAAAGUUUAAUUUGGUCUAAGAUGGAAACAAGUAGGAGCUUGUUGCUGGAUCAAUUAGAUAUUCUAUUCAUGUGCCUAUAAGAUGUAAAAAAAAAGUGUAAAGUGUUCAAUAAUGGGUGUCCCCAAAUUACUUGGAGUGUUCUUUUUUAUAACAUCAUCUUCCCCACCUUGAGCAUGAAUUACAAAUUUUGUUCUGGGUGCAAGGUGUUAGAUUUCUCACUUUCAUUAGUUCUUUAUAUAGAUUAUUCACAUGAAGAAAACAUCACCUGAGUAAUAGGUACUCCUAAUUCUAAUUAGUUCUCAGAUAUGCUAUCUACAGAUUUCCAUGCACGUGUAUGGCCAGCUGCAGGGGAAGAGCCUGUCUAAGCAAGCUUUUACACAACUUGGACAUCAGCAUGAUCAGUUGUCCUGAUUGUGCAAAUACCUAUAUACAAGUAACUUGCUAUCUAGCUUUUACUCUUCAGGCAAACAUGUGGAUGUUUCUUGGGGAGAAAGGGUCCUCCAAAAGAAGAGGCAGAGCCAGGAGUAUGACUCAGCUGCCAUUAUUGCUGUGAUGUGUAUCUUUUUCAAUAGAUCUGCUGAAAUUAUAAGCCCUGAUUUAACCCUCCCUCCCCCAUUUCCGGAAUUCACUCUUGCCUGACAAACUUACUUUAUGUGAUCCAUUUGAUUAGGAAGGAAGGUUUCUUAUGUACAACCAGCCUCAAAAUGAGAUUUUUUUAGUGCUGCUUUAGUUUUAUAGCACAGUUUUAACAGCUAAUGGGAAACCAGUUACUUAUACAAACUAUAAUCUGUGUAUGGAAAGCCAUAUUGCAAUAGCCGCAACAAGUGAAAUAAUAAUACAAAACAAUGGUGGCAUGAUUUAUGUAAUCCUGGAUUUUAUCUUUAUACCUGCCUUUAUAGCUCUAAGGUUGUUAAUAACUAUGUAAAGUUAAACCUCAUUUAAAUAAAAUCUGGUAAUCACAAUGAAAAUGGUCACUGACCUGAAGUUGAGGAACAAGUGCUUAAUUUGGGGACUUUUUUUUUAAAGAUACUGAUCUAUGGCCUUUCUAAGUAAUGCCAAGAACAUAAAUCAUAUAAGCAGUCAUUCUUCUUGUAACUGAUGUUCUCAAAACAAAAACCAAGGCACCAAAAGAAUUUUGUCAUGGUGCAGGGAGCAUGUCUCCAUACACAGAUACCGCUUUGUUACAGUGUAUUGCUUUGGCCUCAAAAAUACUCAGACAAUGCUGCAAAUUUUAGCUUGUGCUACAACUCCAAGCUUUUGCAGUUUCUUCUAAUCCGUUGUAUUGGAUUAAUUAUAUUUUGAUUUUCUAUGUUGUUUUUAAGGUAGAUUUUCAUGGACUAAAUAAAAUGCAAAUAAUUCA